UAUUACAUCCAUCGUCAAUGUUAUCACAAGAGUUUAAAACGCUCAAAAAUCUCGGUUUUAGGCAUUGUUUGUUGCAAGCGUUAUCAUUUGCAUCUGUAAUCUGUACUGCAUUGUCUGUAUACAAAGGACUAGGCGUUGUACUCAACACUGAGUCACCAAUUGUUGUCGUUUUAUCUGAAUCAAUGGAACCCGCUUUCGCUAGAGGUGACAUUCUCUUCUUAUACCACCCACCGUACAGCACACCUAUUAAAACAGGUGAAAUUACGGUCUACAAGAUACCAAAUUCAGAAAUACCAAUAGUACACAGAGUAAUCGAUCAUCAUAUCUCAACAGAUGGUGAUUACAACACUGAAUUGAUACUCACAAAAGGUGAUAACAAUCCAGGGGAUGAUACCGUACUCUACAAAGGGAAAAAAUGGCUUAAAAGGGAUCAGAUAGUUGGUAAGGUUAUGGGAUACAUUCCUUACGCCGGUUAUAUAACCAUUUUGAUGAACGAUCAUCCUAAUUUAAAGUACGCUGGUAUGGCUAUAAUGGCAUUGUUUGUAAUGUUAAAAAGAGAGUGA
Molecule: messenger RNA, 563 nt
Organism: Wallemia mellicola CBS 633.66
Lineage: Eukaryota; Fungi; Basidiomycota; Wallemiomycetes; Wallemiales; Wallemiaceae
Product: signal peptidase I
Exons: 3
Coding region: 18-563 (181 amino acids)
Cellular component (GO): membrane; signal peptidase complex
Molecular function (GO): serine-type endopeptidase activity
Source: RefSeq, a predicted model, not a curated record